CAAACCAUAAGUAGUAGUCACUAGUUAGAGUAUCUCUUUAUAUUUCAUUCUCUGGUUUGUAUGUGUAGGUGUCGGUGGUUAGUUUUUGAAGUUCUUUGUCUGGGUGAAAAUGGGCAGGAAAUGCUCACAUUGUGGGAACAUGGGACAUAAUUCAAGGACUUGCACCAUUUACAGAGGAAGUGCUGUUGGUGGUCUGAGGCUUUUUGGUGUUCAACUAGAAAUACCUUCUUCUUCACUUGCCAUGAAGAAGAGUUUUAGCACAGAUUGCUUGUCAUCCACUUCAUCAGCUUUGUCAGCCUCACCUGCUUCCUCAUCAUCUUCUUCUCGUAUUUCCAGUGAUGAAAAUUCUGAUAAAAUUUCCAGAGGGUAUCUCUCAGAUGGUCUUAUGGGUAGACCCCAAGAGAGGAAAAAGGGAGUUCCAUGGACACAGGAGGAGCACAGGACAUUUCUUGCAGGGCUAGAGAAGCUUGGCAAGGGUGACUGGAGAGGCAUCUCAAGAAAUUUUGUCACUACAAGGACUCCAACCCAAGUUGCAAGCCAUGCACAAAAAUAUUUCCUCAGACAGACCAGUCUCAUCAAGAAGAAGCGCCGAUCUAGCCUCUUUGACAUGGUUGGCAGCUGCAACACAGUAGAUAUUCAUGUUCACAGUUCCAGUUCUAAGAGUAAUAAGGCCUCCAUUUCAUGUGGUUUAUUGCCCAUUACAACCCCAGCUCUCACUGGAGUGACUGCUCAGCCUGAAGUUCAUACAGACACUCUGUCCCUGAUAGACCUUAAUUUGGUAGGAAAAGGUGCCAAGUUAGAUAGCCAAUACCAAGACAUGAAAUGCUCCAAAUCACCUUCAUGCCUUCUCCCUGUGGUGCCUGUUUGGGGAUAUGAAGAUUCUGAGAUGAGAUCUUCCAACAUAAAGAAUGCCAUGGCUCCAAAUGUGUCACCUGAACUAGAGCUCACUCUUGCUGCCCCAAGGUCAAUGGAUCAAAAUAAAUCAUCCACAAGCCCGCUCUCAAUUGGACCCAUUAGCGUGAAAUGAUCUUUGUUAGCCAUUUUUCUGUAUCCCUUUGAUGUUCCUAAGCUCAUGUAGAUCAAGGAACAGACAAUUAAAUGAAUCUACACAACCAGAAUGAGACUCUUUAUAUCUGAAUGAACAAUCUAGUGGUGCCUUAUAUUAAGGAUAGUACUUAUCUAAGAAAAAUGAAACUCUUGUAUGUCUAACCUGGUUUUUAAAUGCCAUGGGAAACAACAAUUUUCAAGUAAUUGAAAUCCACAUAGUUUCUU
Telopea speciosissima is the source of this 1272-nucleotide messenger RNA. Its product is annotated as transcription factor MYBS3-like. NCBI's taxonomy places the organism in Eukaryota, Viridiplantae, Streptophyta, Magnoliopsida, Proteales, Proteaceae. The transcript is spliced from 3 exons. Bases 110 to 1027 code for a protein of 305 amino acids. Gene Ontology annotation, biological process: response to ethylene; response to auxin; response to gibberellin. The record is from RefSeq and is a predicted model, not a curated record. Gene Ontology annotation, molecular function: DNA binding; zinc ion binding.